Messenger RNA from Stegastes partitus (bicolor damselfish), 2744 nucleotides. RefSeq names its product von Willebrand factor A domain containing 1 (gene vwa1). The coding region runs from base 241 to 1791 and encodes 516 amino acids. Lineage: Eukaryota; Metazoa; Chordata; Actinopteri; Pomacentridae. The record is from RefSeq and is a predicted model, not a curated record. The transcript is spliced from 6 exons. Gene Ontology annotation, molecular function: protein binding.
CACACGGUUUGAAGUUUUGCCUUCAGUUUGCGUUGAACCCCCAGAGUGUCCAGUUACUGAUCAUGCUCAGUGAAGCAGGAAGAUAAGAAGCCUGGCUGGAUGUGACUCCCAGAAAUCAUGCUUCUGCCUGAGGUUCGGUGAGUGGGAGUGCGCUCCUCCGGGCUGCCUGGAUGUAUGGUUGACUCCAGAAGCAUUUGUGAUAUAUUUUUGCACCAGUGGAACUAAUUCAUAAGCAUCGUGAUGGAGGGCCAGAUGUCGUUCACGUGGAUGCUGCUGUGUUUGCUCCUGCGGCCGUCAGCUGCACAGAACCCGCCACCAGAAGGAGCGCUGAACUGCUGCGAGGGGGAUGUCCUCUUCUUGGUGGAUUCCUCUGGCAGCGUGUCGUCCUACGAGCACUCCCGCAUGCUUGCUUUCCUAUCUGAGCUCCUCCUUCCCUUUUCGCUGGGAGAGGACCAGGUGAGGAUCGGACUUCUUCAGGUGGGCACCAAGCCCCGCCUUGAAUUUGGCUUUGACAAACACAGCAGCCAAAGUGACCUCCAGGGGGCUUUGACGAACAUCAAGCCUCUCAGAGGGGACACCAACACAGUGGAUGCACUGAAAAUGGCCAAAGAGCGGGUGCUGCGACCAGGGGCGGCAGAUGGGGCUCGGGCGGGGCUCCCCAGAGUGCUGGUGUGGUUGACAGAUGGGGUGAAACCGGGGGAUGUGAUUGGACCAAUGGCUGAGCUCCAGGAGGAGGGUGUGGCUGUGCUGGUGGUCUCCACAGGGCACAGCAACUAUCAGGUGCUGAGGCAGGUGGUGAGUCCGCCUGUGGAAAACCACCUGUACUUUGUGGACAUUGAUGACAUGAGCAUCAUCACAGAAGACCUGCGAGACGCCAUCAUUGAAAUCAUCCGAGCUGAGCGAAUCCAGGUCCGAGACAUCUCCACCAACUCGGCCACGCUCCAGUGGCGGCCGGUUCUGUCCGGUUUGACCGGCUACUAUGAGAUCCGUUUUAGUCCGGUUGUGAGCGGAGGAGCUGGAGGUGGCGGUGGAACCGGGACCAGUCCGAGCACUGGUGGAAGUCAGUACCAGAGACUUACCCAGUCUGCGGACUCAAGCACUGCCUUGCUCACGGGCCUGAAGCCUGAUACCACCUAUUCAGCAACCUUAACCCCGGAGUCCAAUGAACAAGCAUUUAACACUCUCGCCGUCACCUUCACAACAAAGCCAGAGGUGAUGAGCCCCGCUGUGGUCACAGUCUCUGAGUCGGGGCAAAACAGCGUCCGGGUGAGUUGGGGUCCUCUUCAGCCAGAGACGGUCGCAAGUUACUACGUUGAAUAUUCUGCCCUGCCCAGGGGCAAAGUCAACGCUGUCACACUGGGCCGAAUGCAAAACUCUACCCUGCUCAGAGACCUCCAACCAGACACCACUUACCUGGUCACCGUCAGUGCUCGGCACGCCUCGGGAAAGGAGAAGGCCAUGUCUGUCAAAGUGUGCACUCAGGAAGUGACCCCAGCCCUGGCAGACCUCCAGCUCACCACAGUGGGCAGCGACUCGGUGCAGGUCGACUGGAAGGGCAGCGUGGCUGGUUUGAAGGGCUACUGGCUCACCUGGGAGGGACUGCAGAACUCUGUCCCGGGGCAGCGCUCCUCUCUCUAUUUGCCACCCGACUCCCUGUCAACACGACUCACCCACCUCCCCCCUUCAGCCAGAGUGUGCGUGUCACCCAUUUACCGUACAGCACGGGGAGAAGGACUGUGUUGCACGGCGCAGUUUCAUUCAGAUGCGUUAGCAUAUGGCUACCAGUCAUAGCACCCCCAGUACACACGUGCACCUUACUAAACAUGGAGGCCAGUGGGAGAGAGGAAUGCUGACUUCCAUCCAUGAUUCUUCUCCGUGCCUCUUCCUUCUGUGGACAUCAUCCAGGAGAGCUGUGUGGUUUGGCUCACGGAGCCCUCAUGUGGAAGCCAUGGACACUUAACAGUGGUCUGGGACAAUCUGGCCACAUUUUGACUUCUAUAAGCUACAGCACAGAGGACUAUCUGCUUUUCUGUUUUUACUGUCCCAUCUGGUUUACACCUGUAGUAAAUGUAUAAUGCGUCACUUUAAAGAUGCAAACUUAAGAUAAAGAUAUUUCUGAGGUCUGUUUUGCAGAGACCGAGCAGGGCAUGCUGGGAAUGUUAAUGUUUCAUGUGGCUUGUUUUGGAGAAAGGUUUUGCUCCAUAUGUGGGCCAUGUGCCCGAAUCAGCAUUUCAACAUCUGAUCUACAUUUAUAAUGAAUACUUGUGAGUUGUGCUUUAAUGACUUCUCUUUCAGCACAUGCUUGACUACAUUGGGUGCUUGCGUGCGCACACUGGAGUGCAAUAAGGUAACGUUAAAUUGUGGCCCUCGUCAGGAUCGCUUUGAACUUUGAAAAAAUGAUAAACAGAUCAACCACAUGGCCUGGAGAGGUUCUGUACAUGAUACAGACGUGUUUAACUGAGAGUCGUAUCCUCGUUUUAGUUUCUGGACAGAAAUGUAUCAUUCAUAUUUAUUAAUCAAAGAAUCAUGUAAGUAUGAAAAUUGAUAGCUUAGAGUAUUUACAGAGAAGCUGUUUACAUUUUCAGACUGUUACCUUUUUACUGCCGUCUUUGCUGCCCCCUACUGAAAGGAUCUUCACAGGCUGACUGCUGAUCUUUGACUGUUUACUGAGCAAAUAUGUUGUUUUAUGUCGUUGACUACCAUUGAAAUGUAACACAUGCUUUCACUAAAGGUCUUUAAUAGUU